Messenger RNA from Actinia tenebrosa (Australian red waratah sea anemone), 1032 nucleotides. RefSeq lists its product as uncharacterized. Gene Ontology annotation, cellular component: nucleus. Gene Ontology annotation, molecular function: DNA-binding transcription factor activity; sequence-specific double-stranded DNA binding. The record is from RefSeq and is a predicted model, not a curated record. Gene Ontology annotation, biological process: regulation of transcription by RNA polymerase II. Lineage: Eukaryota; Metazoa; Cnidaria; Anthozoa; Actiniaria; Actiniidae.
AUGAUAGCAUCAAAAGACGAGCAGUCAAUUAAUCAAUGUAGUAGCAAGAAGAAGAACAACAAUAACGAAGAAAAUGAUAUUCUAGGAGCACAACGAGUUUCUAAGAAGGAAACCGUUUCUUUGAGUGAAGUACAGCCAGAGAAUACGAAAAAAAGUGACAAGCAAGGUGAAGUAUCUGACGAACAAGACGAGGACCUAAGCAAAAAAAACGAGAAGCCAACAUUUUCAUACAACGCACUUAUCAUGAUGGGAAUCAGAGGAUCGGAAGAGAAGCGUCUAACUCUAAGUGGUAUCUAUGAGUACAUCAUAAAGAACUUUCCUUACUACCGAGAAAACAAACAAGGAUGGCAGAACACGAUAAGACACAACCUCUCCCUCAAUAAAUGCUUCGUCAAGGUGCCCCGACAUUAUGAUGAUCCUGGUAAAGGGAAUUACUGGAUGCUUGACCCAUGUGCAGAUGAUAUAGUAAUAGGCUGUACCACAGGGAAACUUAAACGACGAAACCCUCCUUUGUCAAAAAACCGACUGAAAAGACAACAAAGAAUCUCUCCAAACCCUGGUUGUUGGUCGUUCAACGCACGCACAAAUAUGUGUACUUACGUGAACUGGCAUGGCUACACUCCAGGGCUGAAUUCCUCCAUAUCGAAUUCGUCUGGAUUUCUCAGAGUUCCAGUUUCGCCAAUAUGCGAUGGAACAAUGCCCUUCAACCUUCCUGGAUAUCAAAGAGAACCCUCGAUCUAUUCACAGACAUCAGGCUACAAGCUUCCACAUCAACACAGCUACCCCAUCUCAAAUCCACCAAGCGCGUUUCGUUCCGCGCCCUGCUCGUUCAAUCCAUUUCCAUCUCCAGCUAAUCAGCUUUUCCAACACACCAUCCACCCAUCACCAUGGACCAAAUUCGACUUGCCUGCCCGGCGUGUACCCGAGAUACUUUCCAGCCCGACCAAAAGUAGUGAUGUCAACCCGACUUUGUCUUUCCCCCAAAGAAUGGGAUAUGGGCCUUGCUCAAGCCAACGUGCUCUUUCUAGCUAG